Molecule: messenger RNA, 2055 nt
Organism: Folsomia candida
Lineage: Eukaryota; Metazoa; Arthropoda; Collembola; Entomobryomorpha; Isotomidae
Product: FMRFamide receptor-like
Exons: 3
Coding region: 862-1869 (335 amino acids)
Biological process (GO): G protein-coupled receptor signaling pathway
Cellular component (GO): membrane
Molecular function (GO): G protein-coupled peptide receptor activity
Source: RefSeq, a predicted model, not a curated record
ACAUAGUGGGUACCCUGGACUCAAACGACAGGUCGUGAGUGUCCCUUGUCUGUCAUCUUUGUCAGCCCAGUCUGGCAGUGGCAAUGGCAGUGCCACUGGCACUUUGUCUGGCACCCCAUUUGGCUCAGUUUUCUCUGCAAGCCCAAACUGCAGACUUUUGUUUUUCUGCCACAGCAGACUGCCUCCGAUACUGCCAGUAUAUUAUGUUGGCCUAUUUCUGUCUGCCUGUGCCGACUGGUUAAGAGAUUCUAGAUAACCAUCAUUAGGCCGCCACACCUCGAUAACCCCCAUCAGGCAGCAACCACUCGAUAACCCCCCUAAGGCAGCAAAGCCUCUAUAACCUCCAUCAGGUGCCACGUCCCGAUAACCACCAUCAGGCCGCCACACCCCGAUAACCACCAGCAGGCCGCCACGCCCCGAUAACCACCAUCAGGCCACCACACCCCGAUAACCAUCAUCAGGCCACCAAACCCCGAUAACCACCAUCACGGAGCAACACCCCGAUAACCGCAUAUCAUUAGGCAACUUAUAACCACCACCAGGCCGCAACAUUCUGAUAACCACCAUCGAACAAUAACGACCCAAUAACCUCAAAUUUAUUUUUAAAAUUAAAAUUUUUGAAUUUUCGCGCCAUUCGAAAUUUAACUUUCCCUGCUUUCACUUCCGUCACGGAAAAUUACUUUCACUUCCGUUGCAGACAAACAUUUCCAGCUUAUAAUAUAGAUUUGUAUACAUAUAUAUAUAUAUGAAUUUAUUAGCCAAUUGUUAUAAAAACCUGUGUAACUCAGCGAAUUAAAAAAUUAUGUUUCGUGAACUGGGACUAAUAUUAAAUAUGUAAUUAAUAAAUUAAAAUCAAACAAAAUGGAGGUAUCAUGUAAUACGCGAUCCUCUCUGCGUCACUACGACGGAAUCUCACAUCCAGUUAUAUUUUCGAGUUAUCUUAUGCUCUCAGUUAUCGGGGUGUUUGGAAUAGUUGGGAAUAUUUUGUGUGCUAAUGUGUUACUUUCCCCAUCCAUUAGAAAGUUUCCCUUCAAUGUGCUCCUUCUUCAUUCCGCAGUCUGGAAUAUUUUACUCCUCUUAUCAAAAAUCUUGCAUUUUGUGUCCUUCCUGAAUUUACUAACAAGUGAUCCAGAUAUCCCCUAUUUUCCGGAACUGGCACUUUUGGAUUUUUUCAUCAUCUCAGUUCUUGUUUCGGUGACAUCACAAAUGGGAUCCAUAGUGACCACAAUUAUGGUCAACAUUGAUCGAUACUUAUCAAUAAGAAAAAUGCAACCCGGAAUUUCCUCAGGUCGAAGUAAGAAGCGCGUCGUUUACAUGAUUAUCAUCUCCUUCGUAUCCACAAUCUUAUACGGAGUUCCAUUCAUAUGGAAGUAUUCCAUCGAACAAUGCAACGACGCCAACGGUACGAGAGACAUUUUGAAGCAAAACACAAAUCCAUUUCUGAAAUGGUACUACUCCAAAUUUUUUGUUGGAAUAAUUCGCUCCUUCGUUCCGUUUAUAAUCCUGUCUUAUCUGAACUUUAAACUCGUCGUGUUCAUCAAGUUGCAGACAGCGUUGAGAAAAACGAUGGCAUCGUCACAUCAAAAUAAUAAUGGUGGAGAUAUUCCCAUCACUAAAAUUGUGGUGGCGAUAAGCACCAUGCCUCUAGUAACGGUAAUCGUGCAAGUGGUUCGGGUCUGUGUUACGCACAAUUUUGAGAACGAGGAUCAAGCCGUCUUGAACUUUUGUUUAAAAAUGGCACAACAUUUGGCCGAAAUGUUGGAGGCGUCGUUAAACGUAGUGUUUUGCUGCGUUUGGGGGAGGAAAUUUAGGAAUACGUUUCGCGAAAUGGUUUCAUGUCGGAGAAAAAUGAUGAUUGCUAAAUUGUAAUGUGAUCUUUCGAGCUAAAAUUAGAUUUGACGAGGUAUUUCCUUAUGUACAUAUGUAUCUAAAUAAGCGAGCUUAAUUACAAUGGUAUAAAUAAUUAAAUUUAUUUAAUUAUUGUUGAGGGUAUUUAUGAUUCUUUCGUAUUCUUCAUAUCGUAAAUAAAAUAAGUUACGACGGUUACGAUAUUUU